UACUCCAACAACAAAACCAAAAAAUACCAAAUUGUUGAAGAAUGGAUUAUUCAUCAUGGGAUGAGCUUCUUUUUCAGCACAAUUCUCUUCCAUUUAACGUUAAUGACACUGAAGACAUGCUCCUUUUUAAUCUUGUGGCUGAGGGAUCAUCGCAAGAAACAACAAACUCAUCCUCUAGCUCUGGCAUCAAGGAAGAAGAGGUCACUUCUUGGGAAGAAAAAACCGAAAAGGAAAAGAAUUAUAGAGGUGUGAGAAAGAGGCCAUGGGGGAAAUUUGCUGCUGAAAUUCGGGAUUCUACGAGGAAGGGUGUUCGUGUAUGGCUUGGUACUUUUGAUAAUGCUGAAGAUGCUGCGUUGGCUUAUGAUCAAGCUUCAUUUGCUAUGAGGGGUUCCAUGGCGAUACUAAAUUUUCCUGUGGAGAUAGUGAAAAAGUCUUUAAGUGAAAUGAAGUGUAGAUUUGACGGGAAUUGUUCGCCCGUGAUUGAAUUGAAGAAGAGACAUUCUAUGAGGAGAAACAGUGUGAGUAGAAGAAACAGAGCAAGAAAAGAUAUUGUGGUGUUUGAAGAUUUGGGUGCUGAGUAUUUGGAGGAAUUAUUGACUUCUUCAGAAAGUAUUACAAAUUACUGAUUUCUCACCCUGCUCUGUCUAGAUAAUCUUGAAUUAGACAUUUUUCUUUUUCUUUUUUAAAAAGAGGAGAAGGUUACAAGGUGGUGAAUCGAACUCUCACCAAUAAGGUAAUAGUUCAGAUCAGUCAAUUAACUGAGCUACUAAGAUUUCAAGCCUUAAUUUGUUUGUUUCAUCG
Molecule: messenger RNA, 801 nt
Organism: Solanum dulcamara
Lineage: Eukaryota; Viridiplantae; Streptophyta; Magnoliopsida; Solanales; Solanaceae
Product: ethylene-response factor C3
Exons: 1
Coding region: 42-626 (194 amino acids)
Biological process (GO): regulation of DNA-templated transcription; ethylene-activated signaling pathway
Molecular function (GO): DNA-binding transcription factor activity; DNA binding
Source: RefSeq, a predicted model, not a curated record